AUGUUUGGAGCCGGUAACAGUGCCUUUGGCACGGGAAACUCCGCGUUCGGAACUCUGAACCAACCGGCUAGCAGCGGAAGCUCAGCUUUUGGUAGUGGAAACAGCGCUUUUGGCACAGGAAACUCCGCGUUCGGCACGGGAAACAUUGCGUUCGGCACGGGCUCUGGAACGGGGAGUACUGCGUUUGGUACUGCGUCAGGAACGAGCGGUAAGGCGUUUGGUGCUGGAAAUACUUCGUUUGGUACAGGGAAUGCUUCGUUUGGCACAGGAAACUCGUCCUUUGGCGCCGGCAACAGCUCUUUUGGCACUGGAUCGGGAAGUGCCUUUUCUGGUGCAACUAAUUUGUUUGAAAGCAAAUCCGGCCAGUCUGCUUUUGGCUCCUCUAGCUCUCCUUUUGCGCAGGCCGCACAAGAUAAUUCAGGCCAGUCUGUAUUCGGUGGUUCCAACCAGUCGUCGUUUGGCUCCCAGGGUGUUUUUGGGUCGCAGCAAUCCAGCUCUGCGUUUGGAUCUCAGCCGAGCACCUCCGCGUUUGGAUCUCAGCAACCCAGCGCUGCAUUUGGAUCUCGGCCAAGCACCUCUGCAUUCGGCUCUCAGCCAAGCACCUCUGCCUUUGGGUCUCAGCCGAGCACGUCUGCUUUUGGCUCUCAACCAAGCACGUCUGCGUUUGGGUCUGGGGGUGCUGCUCAGCCAGCGAGCUCUACAUUUGGUUCUCAACCUGCAGCUAGCUCGACAUUUGGCUCAACUCAAAGCCCGUUUGGAACCCAACCUUCUACGUCCGCUUUCGGAUCACAGUCCACGCUCUCUUCCUUUGGGUCUCAACCUGCAACAUCCACCUUCGGAUCCCGAACUGGAGCUGCCUUUGGCUCCCAGCCUGGUGCUUUUGGCUCUCAAAAUGGUAGUUCUGCGUUCGGCUCACAAAAUGGAUCCGCAUUUGGUGCCCAGCAACCCACUUUUGGCUCACAAGACAAUUCCUUUUCAAACCAAUCCCAGCCUGCUGCCGGACAGUCUAGCGCUUUUGGUGGCCAAAAUUCUGCGUUUGGUCUGGCAAACACAAGCCAAAAUACCUCAAGUGUGUUUGGCGGUCAAGCACAAACUGCGUUUUCAGACAACCAGUUUGGUCAAUCGAGCCAGCAAAAUACUCAGCCAAACGGCUUUCCACAAACAAUGCAAGCACAGACUAAACCAACACCUUAUAUUCAAGGUGCAAACCAGGAUCCUUUACCUGAGGACAGUGAGUUGACUCCUGCGGUGCGUGAAGCAUUCAUGGCGGACGCUUUCACUCUAGGCCGUGUGCCAGAAAUAGUGCCUCCACUUAUGUAUCACUAA
This is a messenger RNA of Wickerhamiella sorbophila, 1326 nucleotides long. Its product is annotated as Stress protein DDR48. The record is from RefSeq and is a predicted model, not a curated record. The coding region runs from base 1 to 1326 and encodes 441 amino acids. The transcript has a single exon. Lineage: Eukaryota; Fungi; Ascomycota; Dipodascomycetes; Dipodascales; Trichomonascaceae.